GGAACCUCUGAAUCCGAUCUAAUGGCUGCCGAUUCGCCGCGUUGUUCCGGGCCAACGGCGCCUAGCUAACGUGAUUGGGGUCGUGACUUGUGGUUCGGGCAUCGUCGUCAUGGCGUGGUGUAUAUAAAGCAGCCCGCUUGGCGCUGCCACUCUUGUCACCGCUCCUGUCCCGGUUCAUGUGCGCAGACCGCAUCCCGCGCCCAUCACUAAUUUUCCCGCAUGAGCUCAGCUCAAGUGUAGUUUCUACGCCAGUAGUAAGAAAGACUUCUCUUCUUCCCCAUCCCUUAUACGCGCAACAUGAGCGGCGAACCCAAGCAUGAAACGUCUGCAAAGGCGGACGUCCUCCACGACGAGGGCGUCCCUGGCGACCAGCACCUCGCCGACCUCUCCAACGAGGAGGAGCGCAGCAUCGGCAAGUGGGCUGCCAUCCGCAAGAACCCGUGGGCGUUUGCCUGGUGCCUAUACGGCGUCUGGGCCAUCAUGCUCGUCAGCUUCGAGAACCAGGCCGCGGGCAUCGUCGUCGGCAUCCCCCAGUUCCGCAAGGACUUUGGCUUUCUGUUCGAGGGCAACUAUGUUCUCGACACCAACUGGCAGGCCGCCUUUAGCGGAGCCCCCGGCGCCUCCAUGUUCUUCGGUGCCAUUGGCGCUGGCCAGAUUGCCGACUGGAUCGGCCGCCGCAACACUAUUGCCGGUGCCCUGGUUGUCUCAUUCGCCGCCAUCACGCUCGAGGUCGUGGCUUCCACCAACGAGAUGUUCUUUGGCGGCAAGUUCCUGAACGGCUUCGCUACCGGUAUCCUCCAGUCCGUCGCGGGCUCGUAUGUCGGAGAGAUCGUCCCUCUUGCCCUCCGUGGUCUGACCACCUGCCUGAUCGCCCUAUCGUUUACCCUUGGGCCCUUUAUCGUGGCGCUCAUCGUCAACUUCCACGGCGACACCGGAGAUGCCUGGUCGUACCGUGCCGUCUUCUGUGCCCAGUAUGGCUUCGCCGUGAUUGCGGCGGUUUUCGUCUUCCUCAUGCCUGAAUCUCCCUGGUGGCUCGUCAGCAAGGGCCGUGAGGACAAGGCCCUCAAGAGCCUGAACCGCCUCGGCUACUCUUCGGUCAACGGCGAAGCCGCCAAGCGCCUGGCCAACAUCAAGGUCACCCUCGAGGAGGUCAAGCAGGAGACCGACGGCGCCACGUACGCCGAGUGCUUCCGGCGGUCCAACCUGCGCCACACAAUCGUCUCCAUCACGCCGCUCGUCGCGCAGCAGUUCACGGGCAUCGUCUUCGCGGCGUCGUACUCGACCUACUACGCCCAGCUGGCCGGGUACAGCGUCGAGGACUCGUUCAAGCUCCAGAUCGUGCAGCAGGUGCUCUCGAUGCUGGGCAACGUCAUCUCGUGGCAGCUCAUCGACACCACGGGCCGGCGCACGCUCACCCUGUACGGCACCAUCGGGCUCACCGCGGUCCUGUGGGUCAUGGGCGGCCUCGCGGUCGGCGGCACCGUGCAGAUGCUCCGGGGCGCCGUGGCCAUGAUCCUCCUGUACUGCUUCCUGUACAACGUCACCAUCGGCGCCAGCGCGUACGUGUGCCUCGCCGAGACGGCGACCUCGCGGCUGCGCGUCAAGACGUUCGCCAUCGGCGUCGCCGUCAACUCCCUCUUCGGCGUCUUCUGGAGCUUCGUCCUGCCCUACCUGUUCAACCCGGACCGAGCGAACCUCGGCGGAAAGCUCGGCUUCGUGUUUGGCGGGCUGUGCUUCCCGACCAUCCUGUUCAUCUGGUGGUACCAGCCCGAGACGCGACUGCGGAGUUAUGAGGAGCUGGACGAGAUGUUUAUGAAGCAGGUCCCUGCCAGGAAGUUCAGGGGGUAUGUGACGGAGAGUCAGAGGCGUGGCGAGACGGCGCGAGCGGUUGAGAAUGCUGCCGCUGCUGAAGAGAAGGUUUGAGUGACGGGGUGGUAGCAUGGUUCCAUCGAUCGAUCACUCAUUAUUUGGCGCGCCACUUGGGCUAGUAUCCGGCGUAGAGAGCAUAAUUUCACAAUUGUAGAUCUCUUGUCAAAAUGUUCCUCAAGUGUCACCACGAAGGGUCCAGAUCGUAAUAAGUAAUAGGGGUAUCCUCGCUGAC
Microdochium trichocladiopsis is the source of this 2101-nucleotide messenger RNA. Its product is annotated as putative maltose permease. The record is from RefSeq and is a predicted model, not a curated record. Bases 298 to 1923 code for a protein of 541 amino acids. Lineage: Eukaryota; Fungi; Ascomycota; Sordariomycetes; Xylariales; Microdochiaceae. Gene Ontology annotation, molecular function: carbohydrate:proton symporter activity. Gene Ontology annotation, cellular component: membrane. The transcript is spliced from 3 exons. Gene Ontology annotation, biological process: carbohydrate transport; transmembrane transport.